Molecule: messenger RNA, 1707 nt
Organism: Paramecium pentaurelia
Lineage: Eukaryota; Ciliophora; Oligohymenophorea; Peniculida; Parameciidae
Source: the annotation of a GenBank genome assembly
AUGAUUCAAGCAUUAUCUAAAAUCGAUCCAAUUUAAUAGUAUUACGUCAAUGAUCAUUAUGUUCAUUCCAUAUCAGCAAAAGAAUUUAGAACAAAUUAAUCAUAUUCACCAAAAGCUUUAAUUUAAGGAUAUUGGAAGAAGGAUUACUAAACAUUAAUGACACUUAAUUGUUCAACUGAAGAAUAAAGAAUUACGUUGCCUUAAAUUAGUACAAAAUCAUAUUAAGUAAGUGACACUAAAAUAGAAAAGGAAUCAUUUGAGACUACUAAUAGUUUUAACAAAAAUAUUUGUGCUGAUCUUAUAUUAUAAAAAUAUAAAAUAAAACCAGGAAAUGCCAAUAAUUAAUAAUAAAGGAAAGAAAAAGAACAUAUAAAAUUACCUGGUAAACUUAUUAAAGGUAGUUUUCAGUACAAUAAAAAUAUUGGAACACGAGUUUAUAAAAAAUAUAAUAAUGAAUUAUCAAUAGAACGUUUAGAUAUAAAAUAAUAAUUGACUCCAAAACCUACUAUUCAAUCUACUCCUCCUAGUAAUACUUCAUUAGACUGUUAAAUAAAUCAAAUCAAACCUGUAUUUGAAUUAUAGAAACCCAUUAAAAUUUAAUAUAAUAAACCAUAAACUCCAAAUCCUAUACAAGAAUAAAUUAUUAGAAAAGAAUUAAUUAACAAAGUUUAAUUGAAGUCUUUACUUAUUAGAACUAUCAAUUAAUAAAUUUCUAAUUUAGCACUAAUAUAAUUUGAUGAAUUACUUGGGUUUUUAGAAGGUAGUUACUAUGGUUUAUAAUUUGAUUUUGUAUAAAGUGAUCUUUAUUUUGAGUAUUAAAAUACAAAAGAGCAUUAUUUCUAGAAAUUAUUGUAAAAUUCAUAAAUUUAUAUCUUAAAAAAUCUAAAAGAAGCUUUAUUUUCUCUUUCAAAAUUAUAUCAGAUAAUCUUGAUUACUGAAAAUAUGCAAAAAUAAUUAGUUGAAUAUGUAAAUUUGAAUAAAUUGCCUAUUAGUGCAAUAUAUUAGAUUAAAUUAUCAAAUGUAUCAUUUAUUGGAAUUAAAACAAUAGAUUGUUAUUAAAUUAUGAAAGAUCUCUAAAUUAAGAAAAUAAAUAAAAUUGCUUUAAUUUAGACAUAUGAGUUAUUAUAUAAAUCAAAUGAUGCUAUUAAAUAAAUAUAGGAAUAAAACAUUUUAUACCCUUAUGAAAAUGAAACUCGUUCUGAUCAUUUUUAUAUUUUAAUGUUACCAAGUUUGUGUAUGUAAAGUCUCUUGAAGACAGAAUAAUAUCAAUCUAAAUUAUUCUUGCAUUCUCUUUACUUUAUUGAAUAAUUUUGUUAAUCAAUAUUGUUUGAUAAUGUUAAAGAUUAUUGUGCAUAAAAAAUACAUCCAUUAUUAUUAUAAGAUCAUUAUUAAAAUUUAAAGGACAAUAUUACUGUUAAAAUUUAAAAUAUUGAUUCAUUAAAACAAUAACCUUUAAUUUAAUAAUAGAGAUAUUCCAAAAAAGAGAUGAUUGCAAGAAUAUCUGAAAAAUUUGAAAAUUAAUAAAAAUUCUAAGAAUUGUCAUAAGAUCUUGUAUUAAGAAAUAAAAAAAUAAUAAAGAGAAUAAGUAGAUACAAAUAAGAGUAGUUGAAUAUUCUUUAAAUUGUGAAGGAUUAACUGACAAAAGAACAUGAAUUACUACAUUAUUGUUAAAAAUUACUUGAUAAUUGUUAUUAUAUUAUAUUUUGA